Hippocampus zosterae (dwarf seahorse) is the source of this 2682-nucleotide messenger RNA. RefSeq names its product MOB-like protein phocein. The transcript is spliced from 9 exons. Lineage: Eukaryota; Metazoa; Chordata; Actinopteri; Syngnathiformes; Syngnathidae. Bases 167 to 946 code for a protein of 259 amino acids. Gene Ontology annotation, molecular function: ATP binding; protein-folding chaperone binding; protein folding chaperone. The record is from RefSeq and is a predicted model, not a curated record. Gene Ontology annotation, cellular component: cytoplasm; mitochondrial matrix.
CCAGAACACCCUCAGGUCGCACGCAGGGCGCAUGCGCACCAACCUUUCUGGACGUUUCCUCACGUGGAGCGAUUCUCCUUGAUCAGGUUGUCACAUCCACCCUCACCGAGAGCAACCUCGAGUCGGAUCCACACGCCGUCGACCUACAGACGUCACUAAUUAAGUCAUGGCCUUCAGAAAAUUCCUGCCACUGUUCGACCGCGUCCUGGUGGAACGUUUCACGGCAGAGACGGUAACCAAGGGCGGCAUCAUGCUGCCUGAGAAGUCUCAAGGCAAAGUGCUGCAGGCCACAGUGUUGGCAGUUGGACCCGGAUCUGUCAACCAGGAUUUCUACAACUGGCCGGAUGAGUCAUUUGAGGAGAUGGACAGCACCCUGGCUGUUCAACAGUACAUUCAGCAGAACAUCCGCUCGGAUUGCUCCAAUAUCGAUAAAAUCCUGGAACCCCCCGAGGGUCAGGAUGAGGGUGUGUGGAAAUAUGAGCACCUCAGACAGUUCUGCUUGGAGCUCAACGGGCUAGCGGUCAAACUCCAGAGCGAGUGCCAUCCAGACACAUGCACACAGAUGACGGCCACCGAGCAGUGGAUCUUUUUAUGCGCUGCUCAUAAGACCCCCAAAGAGUGCCCCGCCAUUGACUACACCAGGCACACACUGGACGGUGCUGCCUGUCUUCUCAAUAGCAACAAAUACUUCCCCAGCAGGGUGAGCAUCAAGGAGUCAUCGGUGGCCAAGUUGGGGUCGGUGUGCCGCCGCAUCUAUCGGAUAUUCUCGCACGCUUACUUCCACCACCGCCAGAUAUUUGACAAAUAUGAGAAUGAAACAUUCCUGUGUCACCGCUUCACCCGCUUUGUGAUGAAGUACAACCUGAUGUCCAAGGACAACCUGAUCGUGCCCAUUUUGGAGGAGGAGGUGCAGAACACCUCAUCGGCCGGCGAGAGCGAGGCCUGAGCGAAACCCACGUGAAUACGCCCGCACACGCACACAAACAUCUAACACACACUACUGUACAGUGUAUUAAGACCUACUGCCCAGCACCUUGUUGCUCCUUCGUCAACAACGUCAAGUGCAAGGGAAGCCUGCGGGACAAUUUAGUUUCCUUCUCUUGUUUGUUAAAAAGCAACACACUUCUCCUUUAGGGAACCUUUUAUGUAUUGAGAAGCUGGAUUUGCAAAAGGAAAAAAAAAAUCUCAAUGAUUGACUGUAUUUUUCGGACUAUAUGUCGCUCCGGAGUAUGUGUCGUACCAGUCAAAAAAUGCAUCAUGAAAAAAAUAAAACAUAGCCGUUGCUCCGCAGUAUUAGUUGGAUUUUGGGUGACAUUUAUUUGACCCCCAAAAAACAAUACCAACUUCCUGACUCUUCUGAGCGUUGAGAAAUUCAGAGCGUUGUUCAAACAGUGCGCCGAAAAAGGAGUGCCGCAGAUCAGUGGGUCAUACAGUACAAGGAAAGGAAACUUCAUGCCUGAACUGCUGAUUGCUUUAUAACAGGCUGCAUUUGGAAAGGGGAGUGCGCUCGACCUUUCCAAACGCACACUCCCCCGGAGUGGGGUAUCAAACUGAAAACACACCCUGUGUUGACAGCACCAAAUGAGUUGUUGUUGCCUUCAAAAAUGUCGUUAGUAACUCUUUAAGAACAUUUUAGGUUUGAAAUGGCUGACCUCAUCAAAAAUCCUGUGUGGCAUUGUGGCCAAAUGUAGAAUCCUGGACACUUACUGCACCUUUUGCUGGUGUAAAGAGUAAAUCCUUGUUGUGGCAGACGUAUGUCUGCUGCGGUAGCAGUUACAUCACACUUUCGUUACCAUGACUACAGUUCUUGUUGUUCUGCUUCUUUUUCUUCCUUUACUUUAUUUUGAUGGUUGGUAUAGUUCAGUUGCAUUACUGCCACCUUCCUUAGCGUACAGCACAGAAGGUGGCCACAAGUGGGAAUGCAUGACUACUUCUACUGUCUUCGCAGUCGGCAAAUACUUCUGGCGCAUUACUACCAGUGUGCAGAAGGUGGCGGUAAAGUACAAAAAGUCAACAAGAGUAGAUGACAAGGAUUUUAGGUGUUCGGGCUCAAAUUUUAAUAUAGUGUGUACAAGUCGCACCGGAGUAUAAAUCGCAAGACCAGCCAAAUAUGCACACAAAUAAGUGCAACUUAUAGUCCGAAAAAUACAGUGUCGGUAUUGUUGACAAAGGCACACACUAUUGACAGCCAUCCCCUGUGUAAAUAGCCUGUUUGAGCUUAUUUUCCCGACAGUACUUCACUGUUUUUUCUACGUUUGCUUCAUUUUCGCUCUUUGUCGGCUGCCAUUUUGUGUCGAGGAAAGGGGGUGGGAGGGUCAAUCAGUAAUUUAGCUUGCAGACUUUAAGAGGCUACCAAAAAAAAAUAUCCUCAAAACGUACACGUGACGUGCGUUAGUGAACAAACAACUCCGAGCUGUCCAAGUGUGCUCACAAUAUUCAUGAUGUGGCUGAAACGUCAGCUUAAAAAGCAUAAUGUCGGCCAUGUUUACACCCCUUCCUUUCUGUCACCCUCAUUAAGUUAUUUGGUUUAAUCUAAUCCACUUUUUUGUUUAAGUGAACUGAAAAAAAAGUUAUUUUACUUAAUAUAAUCCAUUUUUUUAAUGAACAACAAAAAGAAAAAACUUUGUUACUGUUUGUGACAUUUUCAUGAUGUCUCAUAAUAAAAGACUUAUUAUUCUGGAA